Pelecanus crispus (Dalmatian pelican) is the source of this 1548-nucleotide messenger RNA. NCBI's taxonomy places the organism in Eukaryota, Metazoa, Chordata, Aves, Pelecaniformes, Pelecanidae. The record is from RefSeq and is a predicted model, not a curated record.
GAAUGGUGUGGUCAGAUGUUAAAAGACUCUGGUAUGAUGGUUUAGAAGACUUUUUAGAAGAAUCCCGUAAUCAGCUUAGUUUUGUCAUGAAUUCCCUGUAUUUGGCAACUUUUGCCCUCAAAGUCGUUGCCCAUAACAAGUUUCAUGAUUAUGCUGAAAGGAAGGACUGGGAUGCAUUCCAUCCUACCCUAGUGGCAGAAGGUCUUUUUGCUUUUGCUAAUGUUCUUAGUUAUCUGCGUCUCUUCUUCAUGUACACAACCAGCUCUAUUCUGGGACCACUCCAGAUUUCAAUGGGGCAGAUGCUACAAGAUUUUGGAAAAUUUCUGGGCAUGUUUCUUCUUGUCUUGUUCUCGUUCACAAUUGGAUUGACACAACUUUAUGAUAAAGGAUUUACCGUAAAUGAAGAAAAGGACUGUGCAGGGAUUUUCUGUGAACAACAGAGCAAUGACACAUUCCAUUCGUUUAUUGGCACAUGUUUUGCUCUGUUCUGGUAUAUAUUCUCCCUGGCACAUGUAGCAAUCUUUGUCACACGUUUUAGCUAUGGUGAAGAAUUACAGUCUUUUGUGGGUGCUGUUAUUGUUGGUACCUACAAUGUGGUGGUUGUGAUAGUAUUAACUAAACUCCUUGUGGCAAUGCUUCAUAAAAGUUUUCAGCUGAUAGCAAAUCAUGAAGAUAAGGAAUGGAAGUUUGCUCGUGCCAAGCUUUGGCUUAGCUACUUUGAUGACAAAUGCACGCUACCUCCACCUUUCAAUGUUAUUCCCUCUCCCAAGACUAUCUGUUAUCUUUUCAACAGUCUCAGUAAAUGGAUCUGCUCUCAUACAUCAAGUGGCAAAGUGAAACGUCAGAACAGCCUAAAGGAAUGGAGAAAUCUGAAGCAAAAGAGAGAUGAGAAUUAUCAAAAGGUGAUGUGUUGCUUAGUCCACCGUUACUUGACUUCCAUGAGACAGAAGAUGCAAAGCACGGAUCAGGCAACUGUGGAAAACCUAAAUGAACUGCGGCAAGACUUGUCAAAAUUCCGAAAUGAAAUGAGAGACCUGCUUGGCUUUCGAACUUCUAAAUAUGCUAUGUUUUAUCCCAGAAACUAAAGCCUAACUUUUAAACAAAAAGUGUGUACUUUUAGAUACCUGUAGGUGAAAGUGUUGAUCUAAUUCUGUUGCCAGACCAAAUAGAAAAGAUUAUUGCACAAUAAUACAAUUGAAAAUGCGUUUGCAUGAGUUGCGGCUAGAUGCGGAAGUGGUGGAAAUAAAUGCAAAAACAGAUAUAGUAAUUUUCUUAAGCUCUUUAUCUUAGUGUGUAUAUAAAAUUUGUAUAUGGGAAUUUUUUUAAUGUUUCUCAGACUGUGGCUGUCAGGUGUCAGAGCUUCGUAACUAGCACAAUGUGUUUAUUUCUUCUAUUUUUGCUGUUUGUUCCUUUUUGAUACUUGUUUUUCAAGUUGUGGGAGAAGAUAGGCUUUUUAAGACAAAAAUCCAGCCUAUGUUUAUUUUUAAUAGAAAAGUCAGAUAUAGAAUAAUAGAACAUUUCCAGCACAGUUGGAAAUUAUGUUUGACU